GCCCCGCCCGCAGGGUCGCCGUCACGCGACCUCAUGUGCAUGUGACCGCGCAGGCGCUCGCGCUCGCGGCGGGGUUGCUCGCGCCGUUGCAGUCCGCUCCGUGAUCUCUGGUCCGCGCGCCGGCCGCCGGCCACCGGGACAGCGUCGAGAAAAGAAAAGAAAAUGCUACCAAAGCCUGGCGUAUUUCACUUUUUGUGGGAGAUUUGUUCAGGUGCAGUGGAUGAAGGAAGUACAGUGAGAACAUUUGGCAGGUUAACUAAUUAUGAUGCCAGGAUCUCUGAGGCAGCACUCUCUGUUCAUCACAAUUCAAAUGAUUACAGACUUCAAGUCCUCACUUCACUGGUGGAACCAUUUGAAGCUCGGAUCGGAACAGAAUAUAUGGCACUUGGAGAGAUGGAAAGCACAACAGGGAACGUUCCUGUGAUCCAGGCUCGGCUGCUAAUUGAUGCGGAUGGAGUUGACUUGCCAUUACUGGAACAUGCUGUGCAGGAGCAGAGAAAGUACUUCCAACAAAGAGACAGAAGUGCCCUUGAAACCAAGAGAACAGGCAGAAGAGAUGUGUGAAUGCGUGCACUCAAAUUUGCCAUUGGAGUUGCAGUUUCUCGAGGCGUGACAGCUGUUUGUGUUUAUAGCUGUCUGAUUUCUCUGAAUCUGCUUGUUUUGGGCUGGUACAGAGCAUCUAGUCUGCUUCCUGCAUGUCGUGCUCACCUUGCCUUUCAGAUGUCACAACUUGGCUAUUAAAUGUUUAAAGUUCAACCAGCAUUGGGAAGUUGCUGAUGUAUUUGGAGUUUUGAGUAUCGUUACUAAACAACUAUAAUGGUACUGUACACAGUGUGAGUUGAUUGUAACCCAUACUACAUCAGUGAAAGAAGGAAAUUGGAUUUUGACCAUUUUGCAGACUUGUUUUCCGUUUGAAUUUUCAAGAUUAAGACUGGAGAAUACUUGUUUUUGCUGCUUGUACAUAAUAAAUCUUAGGUUUUGCAGAGCUA
Leucoraja erinaceus (little skate) is the source of this 989-nucleotide messenger RNA. RefSeq names its product CST complex subunit TEN1-like. Gene Ontology annotation, cellular component: CST complex. NCBI's taxonomy places the organism in Eukaryota, Metazoa, Chordata, Chondrichthyes, Rajiformes, Rajidae. The transcript has 4 exons. The record is from RefSeq and is a predicted model, not a curated record. Gene Ontology annotation, biological process: negative regulation of telomere maintenance via telomerase. Bases 163 to 564 code for a protein of 133 amino acids. Gene Ontology annotation, molecular function: telomeric repeat DNA binding; telomerase inhibitor activity; single-stranded DNA binding.